This is a messenger RNA of Mesocricetus auratus (golden hamster), 1303 nucleotides long. It is a transcript of the gene Rnf148, whose product is annotated as ring finger protein 148. Lineage: Eukaryota; Metazoa; Chordata; Mammalia; Rodentia; Cricetidae. The transcript has a single exon. Bases 187 to 1137 code for a protein of 316 amino acids. The record is from RefSeq and is a predicted model, not a curated record.
UGAAAUCACACUGAACUAAUAACAUCUCUUGAAUUUUCAUUACAAGAAUGAUAAAGUACCAAGAGUAAAAAUGCUGGAAGGAGCAAGGUGUCUUCCACCCAGGCUGACCUUCUUCAUUUCUGUGCUUUAGUAAUCUGCUCUUGACAGCUCAAGCCAGCUUUUUUUUUUAACCUCUGUUUACAGCAGAUGCUACUUGGUUUUUCAUGUCUCUCAGUUAAGGGAGGAAUGAGCCCACUUGGACUUACCCCUUCAGUUCAUAGAUCUGUUUCAUCUCGGCUACUGAGACUUAGCGUCUUUCUACUACUUAGUCUCCCUGACUCCAAAGGAAAAGCAAUAUGGACAGCUCAUCUGAAUAUAACAUUCCAGGUGGGAAGCCAGAUCAUAUCAGAGCUAGGAGAGAGUGGAGUGUUUGGGAACCACUCUCCUCUGGAGAGGGUGUCUGGUGCCGUGGUACUUCCUGAAGGAUGGAAUCAGAAUGCUUGUAAUCCCUUGACCAACUUCAGCAGGCCUGAUCAGGCUGACUCGUGGCUGGCCCUCAUUGAACGAGGAGGCUGUACUUUUACGCAUAAAAUCAAUGUGGCAGCAGAGAAGGGAGCAAAUGGGGUGAUCAUCUAUAACUAUCCGGGUACAGGCAACAAGGUGUUUCCCAUGUCUCACCAGGGAACAGAGAAUAUCGUUGCAGUGAUGAUCGGCAACCUCAAAGGCAUGGAGCUUUUGCACUUGGUCCAGAAAGGUGUCUAUGUGACAAUCAUCAUUGAAGUGGGGAGAAUGCAUAUGCCAUGGCUGAGCCACUAUGUCACGUCUCUGUUUACCUUCCUGGCAGCUACGGUUGCUUACCUCUUCCUGUACUGUGCCUGGAGACCCCGAGUGCCUACUUCUUCCACCAGGAGGCAAAGACAGAUAAAGGCUGAUGUGAAGAAAGCUAUUGGUCGGCUGCCUCUUCGAGUGCUCAAGGAAGGGGAUAAGGAGCUAGAUCCCAAUGAAGACAACUGUGUUGUUUGUUUUGAUAUAUACAAAGCCCAAGAUGUAAUACGUAUUUUAACUUGCAAACAUUUUUUCCACAAGACGUGCAUUGACCCCUGGCUUUUAGCCCAUAGGACAUGCCCCAUGUGCAAGUGUGACAUUCUGAAACCUUAAAAAGUCCAGAGCUCUUUCCACAGAUGAAAAUUAGAUGAAAACUCUCACUGCAUUGUACACACAGAGAAAACUUGACCCUUGGUUCCUCUAUCCAGCCGCAGAAGAUGGAAUUUGUGUGCUUUGAAAAUAAAACUCCAUAUCGUGCCCAUGAAAUCUUGUCUUUUUU